Oikopleura dioica is the source of this 3813-nucleotide messenger RNA. Lineage: Eukaryota; Metazoa; Chordata; Appendicularia; Copelata; Oikopleuridae. The record is from the annotation of a GenBank genome assembly.
AUGAAAGAGAAUACUAAAGAAAAGGGCGAGGAAGAAAAGGAAGUUGAGUUGAAAAAGAGGGGAAUAAUUGACUUGUACAAAUAUGCAGAUGGACUUGAUAUACUCAUGAUCGUCAUUUCUGGCUUUUUUGCGAUCAUUGCUGGUCUUCUCGUUCCCGCCGCCUACAUCAUUUUCGGCGACAUGACCGAUACCUUCGUAGACUUUGGUUUCCUCGGCGAUUGCUCUGACGCAGAAGCUUAUGAAAAAUGCUUUCCAGGAAAUUUCACAGAAGAUCUCGACCUCGACCUCAACUUCAACUUCACAAUCUGCGAAUUCGCCGUUGAAAACUUCGACUACUUCCACGACUGCGCCAAAGAAGCCGUUGGAGGGUGCGUUGCGGAUCCAGACAAUGCCACACAGAUUUGCACGCUUCUAGAAGACUUUGACAAUUUUGACUUUCUCGGAACAAUGACAGAAUACUCUCUUUACUUCUGCUAUCUCGCCAUUGCUCAGACGCUUACUGCCGCUUUUGCUACUUCUUUGUCCAUGUUUUCCGCUCAGCGCCAAGCAAACCGGAUCCGAAAAGCCUACUUCGCCGCAACUCUUCGCCAAGAAGUUGCCUACUACGACACCGUCGAUUCUGCCGUUACAGCACAAGCGAUGACUCAAGAAUCCAAAAAGAUCCAAGACGCUAUCGGCGAGAAAUAUUCGACCUCUUUGAAAUGUCUAGCGUCCUUCGUUGGCGGUUGCGGUUUAGGCUUUUACUAUGAAUGGAAAUACUCGCUAGCGAUUUUCGCUUUCCUCCCAGCUAUUGCUAUUUCUGCUACUUUGAUGUUCAUGGUCGACAAGAAAAUGCGCCGAGUUCGCGACGCUUCUUAUGCCAAGUCAAAUACUGUUGCUGAAGAAGUCUUUUCUGGUAUCAGAACUGUAGCUGCUUUUGGCAAAGAAAUUUACGAACUUAACAGGUUCAAUUCGUCGCUAGAAUUGUCGAAGAAAAAUGGAAUCAAAUUUGCCCCGUUGAAAGGGCUUGCGAUGGGCUUUUUGCCCUGCGUGAUGUAUGUCAUGUUCGGCUUUGGAUUCUGGUAUGGUGGACAAUUGAUCCUUUUUGAAGGCUGGACGGUUGGGGAAAUGUUCACUUGCUUGCUUGUCGUUCUCAUUGGCGUCACCCUUCUUUCCCUGUUUUUCACGAAUCUUGAAUAUUUCACCUCCGCCAUCGUUGCAGCCGAAAAACUGUACCAUCUGAUCGAACGAGAAUCGACCGUCAAUUACGAGUCAUCCGCAGGCGCAUCUGUUUCGGAAAAGUUCGAGGCGGCCAUAGAAAUUAAAAAUUUAUCGUUCAAAUAUCCGACUCGCGAUCAAACUGUUCUGAAUGGCAUUUCGAUUGACGUCAAAUCUGGGCAAACCGUUGCGCUCGUUGGCGAAUCUGGCUCUGGAAAAUCCACUGUGAUUCAACUUCUUCAACGAUUUUACAAUUAUGAGCAUGGGGAGAUCCUCAUUGGAGGGAAGAGAAUUGAGCAUUAUUCGGUCCAAGAGUUGAGGAACCAAAUUGGGGUGGUUAAUCAAGAGCCGAUUCUGUUCAACAAAACUAUCGCGGAGAACAUUCGCUUGGGAUGCCCCGAAGCGAGCGACAAAGAAAUAGAAGCAGCACUAGCGGAGGCAAAUGCACUUGAUUUCGUCAAGAAGCUGCCCGAAGGAAUCCAUACGAUGGCCGGGCAGCAAGGAGGACUGCUAUCUGGUGGUCAGAAGCAACGAAUUUGCAUCGCUAGAGUUUUGGUAAAGAAGCCCAAGCUGGUUCUUUUGGAUGAAGCAACUUCCGCGCUCGAUUUGAAUUCAGAAGCGCUGGUUCAAAAAAGCUUGGAAAACAUGGGAGUGAACAGAACUGUCGUCGUUGUUGCCCAUAGAUUGGCGACAAUAAGAAAUGCGGAUGUUAUUUAUGCCCUGAGGGAUGGUAAAGUCGUUGAAUACGGGACUCACGAAGAGUUGAUUAAGAAAAAGGGAUAUUACGAGCAGUUAUGUAUGCUUCAAGGAAUGGCUCAAGAGCAGGGAAAAGAAGAAAAAGUCAAGAAAACGGAGAUUGUUGAAAAAACGAAGAAUGAGAAUGAAACUGACUUCGGCAUUGAUUCAAGAGACAUUUACACAAAAAGCGUUUUUGCUGAAUUGAUGAAGUUGAACAAACCAGAGCUAUGCUACAUUAUUUUUGGAUGCUUUUUUGCUCUCAUUGCUGGUGCUGUUGAGCCAUUCUUCGCUGUGGCUAUCGCUGACUUUAUUUAUGUAUUUUCGGAGAGUAAAGACGCAGAUGGAAACCCAAUUACAGAUGAAAAACGGGAAGAAGAAGUGCUUGUCUGGGCGUUAGUCACUGGUGGACUUGGCGUUAUACUGAUGGUUACUGUUUUUCUUGAAUACUCCUGCCUUGGAAAAGCCGGAGAAGAGCUCACUUAUCGAGUCCGUUCUCUUACCUUCCGCUCCAUCGUCCACCAAGAAAUGGCCUUCUUUGACCAGGAAGAACACACAACUGCACAGCUUCAAAAUAAACUCGCCACUGAUGGCGACGCUAUUCAGGGCGCUACAGGGACGAGAGUCGCAAAUGUGAUAAAAAAUUUCAUGACCCUACUCGUCAGUUUAGCGAUCGGAUUUUUCUUCAAUUGGAUCAUUGCUUUCGUAGCCAUCGCGUUCAUCCCUUUGAUUGGCGCCUGCCAAGUGGUCAUCAAUAGAAUGCUCAGCGGAGCUGGAGCCGAGGCAGAACGAAUCGCGUUCGAGUCCGCUCAGAUCAUCGCUUCGGAAUCAACGAAGAAUAUCCGUACUGUAACAUCUCUCCAGUGCCAAAGAACGCUCAAGAACGAGUUUGCUAAGAAUCUCGAAAAACCAGCAAAACAGCAGAGAAAGAAAGCAAUUGUAGUCGGUCUUGCGAUGGGCUUUGCCGAUUCAUCCCUUUUUCUAGCCUAUGCGAGUUGCUUCUGGCUCGGAGCCUGGCUAAUUGACAAUGGAACUUAUGAAUCAACUGAAUUCGACAACAUAUUCAAGGCUAUGAUGGGAGUCGUUUUGGAGCCAUGUAAGCCUUCAAUAAAUGUGGAAAACUGUGGUGGGGGAGUCGAACAACUUGAAAAUUGCCAAAUUAAAAUGCAGAGCAUAAAUUUCGCAUAUCCAACGCGUCCAAAAAAUCAAAUUCUCAAAAAUUUCGAAUUGGAGCUCAAACCUGGUGAAACCGUGGCUCUUGUUGGUGAGUCUGGCCAAGGAAAAUCGACGAUGGUGCAGUUGAUAUUGAGAUUUUAUGACGCUGAUGGUGAUAUUUUAAUCGACGGAGUGCGACUCAAGAGCUUGAAUAUUUCCUACCUGAGGUCGAUGAUUGGGUUGGUAAGCCAAGAGCCGGUUUUAUUCAACGGAUCUAUUCGAGAAAACAUUCUUUACGGCAGCCAAAACAAAAACAUUCCAGAAUCGGAGAUUGAAAAAGUCUGUCAACAGGCAAAUGUGCUAGAAUUCGCGGCAAAAAUGGCGAAUGGACUGGAUACAAAUGUAGGAGAACGAGGAGGAAAGCUCUCUGGAGGGCAAAAGCAGCGAGUGGCAAUUGCGAGAGCGUUGAUAAGAAAUCCAAAAAUAAUGCUCUUUGAUGAGGCAACCUCGGCGCUGGAUAAUGAGAGCGAAACCAUCGUGAAAAAAGCACUUGAUGAAGCUCGGAAAGGCAAAACGUGUCUCGUGAUCGCGCAUCGUCUUUCUUCGAUUUCUUUCGCCGACAAAAUUGGAGUUUUGAAAGAAGGGAAGAUCAUCGAGUUUGGCUCGCAUGAAGAACUUUUUGCCAAGCGCGGCGCUUAUUUUGAACUGAUGCAAAGUCAGGUCUAG